CGCGGGGGGUCUGUGCCGCUGAGCCCAGCAGGGCCCCCCCAGCCGAGCCCGCCCUGGGCAGCAGUCGGAGCGGGGUUUCCGUCCUGUCCCGGAGGUGAGAACAAAGGAGGGAAUCCGCGUCCGGCCGGGACUUGGAGCCCAGAGCUGCCCAGGCCACUGGCGGGGAGCCCCAAAGCCCUGAGCAGGGAGAGACACCAGCCUGAGUCCGUACGGGGCUGGCUGGCACCAGAGAGAGACAUGGAAGAAAACCCCCAUAAAUGUUCUGACUGCAGGAAAAGCUUUAAGCAGAGCUCGACCCUAAGGCGGCACCAGCGAACCCACACGGGGGAGCGACCCUACAAAUGCCUCCAGUGUGGGAAGAGCUUUGCUGACAGCUCCAACCUCCUUCGCCAUCAGAGGAGCCACACGGGGGAGCGACCCUACACAUGUGCCCAGUGCGGGAAGAGCUUCGGGCACAACGCGACCCUGAUCAAGCACUGCAGGACCCACACGGGCGAGAGACCCUACAGAUGUGAUGAGUGCGGGAAGAGCUUCUCAGAAAGCUCCAAGCUCCUAGAGCACCAGAGGAUCCACACAGGCCUGAAACCCUACAAAUGCCUUAACUGUGGGAAAGUGUUCUGCCACAGCUCCUCCCUGACCAACCAUCAGCGGGUCCACACAGGUGAGAGACCCUAUAAAUGCCCUGAGUGCGAGAAGACUUUUGGACGCCGCUCCAUGCUCGUUCGACACAUGAGGAUCCACACAGGGGAGCGACCUUACAAAUGCCCCCACUGUGGGAAGGCAUUUGCCGUUCUCUCAGUCCUGAUCCAGCAUGAGCGGAUCCACACGGGGGAGAAACCCCACAAAUGUGCCCACUGCGGGAAGUGUUUCAGCGAUCCUUCCGUCCUGACCCGGCAUGAGCGCAUCCACACAGGCGAGCGACCCUACAAGUGUGUUCAUUGCGGGAAGGGCUUCAGUCAGAGCUCCACCCAUGCCCAGCAUCUGAGAACCCACACCGGGGAGCGGCCCUAUAGAUGUGAUGAGUGUGGGAAGAGCUUCAGUGUAAGUUCCAGCCUUGUUGUCCACCAGAGGAUCCACACAGGAGAGAGACCCUACAAAUGUCCCGAUUGUGGGAAGAGCUUUAGUGGCUGGCCAAAUUUUAGCAGGCAUCUGAGGACCCACGCCCAGGAGUAAACCUGACAGGUGACCCAAUUCUGGGAGAUGCUACUGUGAGCACUCUGGGCUCUUUAGAGAGAGAACCCAUGCAUUGGAGAGAUGCUGUAAAUGCCCCAACUGUAGCCAGAGCUUCUGUCUCCGCUCAGAGCUUCAUAGGUACCAGAAAAUCCACAUGGGGGGGUAACCCUAUAAAUGCUCCAACUGAUGAAAGAGCUUUAAUCCCAGGAUGUACCUUGAUCAUCAGAGGAUCCACAGCAGAGACAGGCCUGAGAAAUAAACGUGGAGGUAAGCAUCAUUCAGAGCUCCGAACAAGACUUUUGCUGUGGCAGAGGAGUGGGGCCUCCGGGUUAGAGUGGGGCAGAUAGUGAGUUUCUUUUCUACCCCUUAUUUUUGGAAGAGCCAUUGUGUUGAUCUUGUGCAAUCUGAGUUGUUAAAUUCAACUUGAACGUGAAGUUGUCUUUUCUUGCAGAAUGUAACUUUUCUUCACAUGAUCAUAAAAGGGGGGAGUAUCAA
Molecule: messenger RNA, 1668 nt
Organism: Mauremys reevesii (Reeves's turtle)
Lineage: Eukaryota; Metazoa; Chordata; Testudines; Geoemydidae
Product: zinc finger protein 572-like
Exons: 2
Coding region: 238-1173 (311 amino acids)
Source: RefSeq, a predicted model, not a curated record